Molecule: messenger RNA, 4615 nt
Organism: Nannospalax galili (Upper Galilee mountains blind mole rat)
Lineage: Eukaryota; Metazoa; Chordata; Mammalia; Rodentia; Spalacidae
Gene: Acvr1b
Product: activin A receptor type 1B
Exons: 8
Coding region: 129-1604 (491 amino acids)
Biological process (GO): cellular response to growth factor stimulus; nervous system development; activin receptor signaling pathway
Cellular component (GO): plasma membrane; activin receptor complex
Molecular function (GO): ATP binding; activin receptor activity, type I; activin binding
Source: RefSeq, a predicted model, not a curated record
UUGUGAGCCGAAUAAGGUGCAGAGAUGCCUAGUUGAAGAUACUUUUCUGGCCUCAUGUCUAUAAAAGCUCCUUGUUUUAGAAUGUGAAGUAUACUAAGGGAUUAUUCUAAGUCUGGAAAAGGACCCAGAUGAAAUUCUCACCAUUGCUAUUGAUGUCUGCUCCUAAAUUUCCUGCAGCUUUGCUGUGUGCAUGUACCAGCUGCCUACAGGCCAACUAUACAUGUGAAACGGACGGGGCCUGCAUGGUUUCCAUCUUCAAUCUGGACGGCAUGGAGCACCACGUGCGUACCUGCAUCCCCAAGGUGGAGCUGGUUCCUGCUGGAAAGCCUUUCUACUGUCUGAGCUCAGAGGAUCUGCGUAAUACCCACUGCUGCUAUACUGACUUCUGCAAUAAGAUCGACCUCAGGGUGCCCAGCGGGCACCUCAAGGAGCCAGAGCACCCUUCCAUGUGGGGCCCUGUGGAGCUGGUGGGCAUCAUUGCUGGCCCGGUCUUCCUCCUGUUUCUCAUCAUCAUCAUCGUUUUCCUCGUCAUCAACUAUCACCAGCGCGUCUACCACAACCGCCAGAGACUGGACAUGGAGGACCCCUCGUGUGAGAUGUGUCUUUCCAAAGACAAGACACUCCAAGAUCUAGUCUAUGAUCUCUCAACAUCAGGGUCUGGCUCAGGGUUACCCCUUUUUGUCCAGCGCACAGUGGCCCGAACCAUCGUUUUACAAGAGAUUAUUGGCAAGGGCAGAUUUGGGGAAGUGUGGCGUGGCCGCUGGAGGGGUGGCGACGUGGCUGUGAAAAUCUUCUCUUCUCGUGAAGAACGGUCAUGGUUCCGGGAAGCAGAAAUAUACCAGACAGUUAUGCUGCGUCAUGAAAACAUCCUUGGAUUUAUUGCUGCUGACAAUAAAGAUAAUGGCACCUGGACUCAGCUGUGGCUUGUCUCAGACUAUCAUGAGCAUGGCUCCCUGUUCGAUUAUCUGAACCGCUAUACAGUGACCAUCGAGGGAAUGAUUAAGCUGGCUUUGUCUGCAGCCAGUGGGUUGGCACACCUGCAUAUGGAGAUUGUAGGCACUCAAGGGAAGCCUGGAAUUGCUCAUCGAGACUUAAAGUCAAAGAACAUCCUCGUGAAGAAAAAUGGCAUGUGCGCCAUCGCAGACCUGGGCCUGGCUGUCCGUCAUGAUGCCGUCACUGACACCAUUGACAUUGCCCCAAAUCAAAGGGUGGGAACCAAACGAUACAUGGCUCCUGAAGUACUUGAUGAAACCAUUAACAUGAAACACUUUGACUCUUUUAAGUGUGCUGACAUCUAUGCCCUUGGCCUUGUGUAUUGGGAGAUCGCUCGAAGAUGCAAUUCUGGAGGAGUCCAUGAAGAGUAUCAGCUGCCAUAUUAUGACUUAGUGCCCUCUGACCCUUCCAUCGAGGAAAUGCGAAAGGUCGUCUGUGACCAGAAGUUAAGGCCCAACAUCCCCAACUGGUGGCAAAGCUAUGAGGCUUUGCGGGUGAUGGGGAAGAUGAUGCGGGAGUGCUGGUACGCCAACGGCGCAGCCCGCCUCACAGCACUGCGCAUCAAGAAGACUCUGUCCCAGCUGAGCGUGCAGGAAGACGUGAAGAUCUAAGCUGCUCCUCUGCCUACAUGAAGAACCUGGGCAGCGAGGGUGACCCGCAGCUGCUGUGCUGAGUGUAGUGGAGGCCUACCUCUUGUUUCUGCCCAGCCCUCUGGCCAGAACCCUGGCCCGCAAGAGGGACAGAGCCUGGGAGACUCGUUCACUCCCACAUUGGGUUUGAGACACAGACACUUUUUAUAUUUACCUCCUGAUGGCAUGGAGACUCCGAGAAAAUUGUGUGGAAAACUCGAUGCCACAACUCAACCUGCUUGCAGUGGGAAGUCCACAAAACCCGGUGCAUCUGGCAUGUAGCCAGGAAUGGUGAGGGGCCUGGGAGACCCCAGGGGUGUCCACCAUGCCUUGUGGUCAGCUGGGCUGCGGGUUUCCACCAGUCAGCCUGGCACCAAGGUGUUCAGAGGAACUGGAAGUGUAGCCCCUCUUGCAGGCAGUCCUGAGCCACGUGCUCCCCUCCUCCUCAUGGACCUCUGGAGUGACUGCCAGUGGAGAGGUAACCUGCCACCUGUCUGUCCAUGCCACGCCCUUACACGUGUGUGUAUGUGUGUCUGUAGGUGUGCACUUACCUGCUUGAGCUUUCUGUGCAUGUGCAGGCCAGGGGUAUGAUGGUCAUUCUCUCUCUGUCACAGUGAGCAACAUCCAGUUAAUCUGAUGCCCUACUUAAGUCUCUCCCUGUCCCCCAGCCCCUGCCAGGGUGGUCCUCUCCUCAGCAGGCUGCUUGCCCACCCUGUGUCAGUAGGCCCUCCUCCUCCAAUUCAGACCGGAACCAAAGCUGGCCCUCUUGUCCAUGGUAGGAGAGGCUUUUGGGUCAAAAUGUGAGUGGGGAGGGAUGGGCAGGGAAAGAAUGCUGGUGAAAGUCUUGAGUGUUUAUGUUCAGCAUCGGUGAUGGGAAAUGCGCCCGCUUAAGGGGUCUCUCCCUCAGGAACAGCAAGGGAGGGUUGAGGGGUCUGAGGCCAGAUCUUGGGAUUCAGAUUGGAAUGUCACAACUGUUUGUCCCACCCCAGGUUCUGCAAACUGCAGUGUAUAUUUUUGGUGGUGGUGGUAGGAUUGGGGUGGGGAGGGGUGGGGAACAAGGAGUUGGGAGGGACUCUGGGGUGGGAGGGAGGCAUCUGCAUGGACCUUCUUGUACUGGAUUCUCUGAUCAGGGUGGAGGGAAGAUGAGAGAUUGCAUCCACUUCAGGGGCCCUACUAAGGGAGCAGUCUGAGCUGAAUAUGGUGUUUAACCUAAGGUGUAGUAUUUAAUGAAGUCUAGAAGCCCAGCCAUGGGUGGUGGUUUGGUUAGCAUAUCUUAGGUAUGUAAUAACUUUGAAGCCAUAAGUUUUAACUGGAGUGGUUUAUUUUAUUUUAUCUUAUUUUAUUGGGAGGGUCAGGAUUUUAAUUAAUACUGUUAAGUUUUGUGUUUUUUUUUUUUUUUUUUUUUUCUUUUUGAAGCAGGGUCUCCCUGUAGCCUCAGAUGGUUUGGAGCUCGCUAUGUAGACCGGGCUGACCUUGAACUCACAGAGAUCCGCCUGCCUCUGCCUCCCAAGUGCUGGGACUACAGGCGUGCACCACCAUGCCCGGCUUCUUUUGUUUUUUUAACUGGGAAACCAUCCCUAUGUGACAGUUACCUCUUAGUCUGUUUGUUUUUAAAGAAAUCCUAAAACAAAACAAAAACAAAAAACACCAUAAAAAAUUCUUUGUUAUCAAACGCACAUAGUUCAAUCACACUGGAAAUGUUUGUCCUUGCACCUGAGCCUGUUCCCACUCCGCAGUGGCAUUUCCUCUUUGUCCUGGGGGCUUGGUGUCUUGUAGCCCACACACACACCCUCAUCCCAUGAGCACCCUUAGCCUUUUGUGCAUUGUGUGGUGGGCUGUGCCCUCUCCAGGUGUUUGCUCAGCAAAUGUGGGUAGACCCUGCUGCUGCCAGGCCUGAUGGACCUCUCUGAACUAGACAGGCUUAGGUGCUGCUCUUGGAGCAUCGGAGGAGGAUCUGAACCACUUGAGUGAAUGAGUGCCGGCUUUGAGACCAGAAGUGUUCAUGGCUGGUUCUGAGAGCUUUUAUGAGCCUGGAGUUACUGUUCUUGAAUAAGAACUGAGGAAAGAGGAUCCUGUAUCCCCUCAAAGACAACUGGUGGGCAGUGAGGUCUGGGGUUUAGAAGCCCAGGUGAGACCCCCGAAGCACUGCGUUCAUUGUGAGCCCCCUUCCUGCCCCAGUGGAGACAUGGGUGUAUGCAGGGAGCCUGCCUCCUGCCCAGCUUCUCCCUGCUGGAAGCCUGAGAACUCACCCCUGCCUUGGUCUCCCCAUACUUUAAGCCUUUAUUUAUUUCCUGAUGUGUAACUUCUUUCCUUGCAUUAAAGGUGAUCUUCCUUUAAUUCUUUGGGCCAAUUUACUGGCCACGGAACAAUUUCCCUCGAGUCCCAGUUGUCAUUAGGGGAACCUCUUUACCCUCCCCUGCUGACCUCCUGGUUCCCACCCUGCAGCCGAACCUUGGUGAUGACAGGUGAUGUUGGAACUGUAGACCUCUUUGCCUCUGGGAUCUGCCAACAUAUAUAUGCCCACACAGUGACUCUCAAGCCACUAGCCUACUCCCCAGGAGGCCCCUUUGUUCUCGGUGUGGGAAGUCCAGCUCCUCCAGCCCUCAGGAUGACUGGAGCAGGUUUUGGAGAACUCCACUCCCACCCCACCAUUCCUUACACCAAGCUGAGAGUUGGGAGAAACUGAAACUGUGGUUUGUCUCCCCAAGGCUACCCUGAUCCCACAGGGCUACCUGCACCUCUGGAUUCUGGAGUCAAAGACCAAGUCCAAGCCCGUUCUUACGUCGCCAUCAAGGCCCCCCGAACGGCAUUCUCGGUACUUCUGUUUGUUUUUGUACAUUUUAUUAGAAAGGACUGUAAAAUAGCCACUUAGACACUUUACCUCUUCAGUAUGCAAAUGUAAAUAAGUUGUAAUAUAGGAAAUCUUUUGUUUUAAUAUAAGAAUGAGCCUGUCCAGUUUCUGCUGUACAUUAUUAAAAGUUUUAUUCACAGAG